AUGCACCACUUCAAUCAACGCAAUUCAUUCCUCUCGGGAAACAGACCACGACGGAAACCGAGUGAUGUUCUCUUCGAUCAUCAGGUGUACCUACAUAACCAAGGAACAAGAUAUCGUUGGAGUGAACAACAGUCAAAGAUAUUUCAGGACUACGUCCAAGAAUUUCCAGAUCAUUACGCAUAUAAUAUCGAGUCACUUCUGGAGAGACUAGAUCUUCAUGGCUAUGAAGGAAUUGAGACGAAGCAAGGCCUCAACUUCAAAGGGAAGAUCUUGAUUCCAAAAGUGUUGCGGAAGAUUAUAAAUAUUAUUACCGAUUCUGCAAAAAAUAAUCAUAGCAGUAAUCAACGCACUUCGCAUAAUCAAAACUCGGACUCCUUUACUAAAGCGAAGCGUCGUUAUGCGCCCCGGCCUAUGCCAAACCUCCCAAGCGGGAAUACUGAGCCCGGUCACAGCUACCAUACCGCCACGCAAACUCCCGCGUGGUCCAGACGCCUACCUUCGGAUAUGUACGGAAGUCAGGACCUGCGUAGGAACGAUGAGGUUAUGAUCGUAUUACGCUCACUUAUGGAAAAAGUGCACGACUUAGAGGACAUUAUAGGUGUAAAAGUCGAGGACGUAGCCGACGCUUGGAGCCGCAGUAGUACGUCGGACAAUAGCCAAGUAUAUCGGUAG
Molecule: messenger RNA, 672 nt
Organism: Daldinia vernicosa
Lineage: Eukaryota; Fungi; Ascomycota; Sordariomycetes; Xylariales; Hypoxylaceae
Exons: 2
Coding region: 1-672 (223 amino acids)
Source: RefSeq, a predicted model, not a curated record